This is a messenger RNA of Scomber japonicus (chub mackerel), 948 nucleotides long. It is a transcript of the gene pitx1, whose product is annotated as paired-like homeodomain 1. Bases 1 to 948 code for a protein of 315 amino acids. Gene Ontology annotation, molecular function: DNA-binding transcription factor activity, RNA polymerase II-specific; RNA polymerase II cis-regulatory region sequence-specific DNA binding. Gene Ontology annotation, biological process: regulation of transcription by RNA polymerase II; anatomical structure morphogenesis. The transcript is spliced from 4 exons. Gene Ontology annotation, cellular component: nucleus. The record is from RefSeq and is a predicted model, not a curated record. NCBI's taxonomy places the organism in Eukaryota, Metazoa, Chordata, Actinopteri, Scombriformes, Scombridae.
AUGGAACUGAAUCUGUCGAAGAAUGUGAUUUCUUGCGCUGAUCCAGGUGGGAUGAAUUUGGACAGAAUCGCUGAGGCAGUGAGAGCACCGCCGCCCCGCGACGUGGCGCCCGCGUUUCAUUUACCCAGAACUUCAAACAGCAGUCGGGAAACUUUAGAGAACUCAAGCAGCGAGUCUUCAGACACAGAGUUGGCAGAAAAGGAGAGGAGUGCUGAACACAGGAGCGAUGACGGCAACGUGGACGAUCCCAAGAAGAAGAAGCAGCGGCGGCAGCGGACUCACUUCACCAGCCAGCAGCUGCAGGAGCUGGAAGCCACUUUCCAGAGGAACCGCUACCCGGAUAUGAGUACCAGGGAGGAGAUCGCCGUGUGGACCAACCUGACCGAGGCCAGAGUUCGGGUGUGGUUCAAAAACCGCCGGGCCAAGUGGAGGAAGCGGGAGCGGAACCAGCAGAUGGACCUGUGCAAGAACAGCUACCUGCCACAGUUCAGCGGCCUGAUGCAGCCCUACGACGACAUGUACCCGGCUUACACCUACAACAACUGGACAAACAAGGGCCUGACUCCGGCACCGCUGACUACCAAGAACUUCACCUUCUUCAACUCCAUGAGCCCCCUCACCUCGCAGUCCAUGUUCUCGGCGCCAAACUCCAUCUCCUCCAUGACCAUGGCAUCCGGGAUGGGUCACUCCGCCGUACCGGGCAUGCCCACCCCUGGUCUCAAUAAUAUAAGCAACCUGAACGGGAUCGGUACGUCAGGCAUCAACUCUGCCAUGUCGUCAUCCGCGUGUCCGUACGGGCCUCCCGGCUCUCCGUACAGCGUUUACCGGGACACAUGCAACUCCAGCCUGGCCACCCUCAGACUCAAAUCCAAACAACACCCAACCUUUGGAUACAGCGGCCUGCAGAGCCCCGGAUCCAGCCUGAACGCCUGUCAAUACAACAGCUGA